CGAGCAGGCGAAGAAAAUCAAUUUCUCUAUUUUGAUUGGACCAAGUGUGACGUCGUCCACAGACGUAACACCCGGAAGAAUGACAAAUGUUUAUCGCUUAGGUUUCGGCGCACACCACAGACCAAAAUGGCCUCAUACUUUGAUGAACAUGACUGUGAGCCCACCAACCCCGAGGAGCAAUAUCGUCAGAAUGCUCUACUGGAACUGGCAAGGUCUUUAAUGCAGGGUUUGGACCUGAUUGACUCCGGGGCGUUCGACCUGUCAGACUGGGACCAGCGGCUUCCUCCCCCGGCUGCCAAAGCUGCAGUUCAAACCCUCACAGUAGUUGUCAUUUCCGCAGAACAAGCAGACAGAGGUCUGAAGUGUCCUGUGUGUUUGCUGGAAUUCGAGGAACAAGAGACGGUUCGAGAAAUGCCUUGCAAACACCUCUUCCACUCAGGAUGUAUACUACCUUGGCUGGGCAAGACUAACUCCUGUCCACUUUGUCGACUUGAAUUACCGACUGACAAUCCAGAGUAUGAGGAGUUUAAAAAGGACAAGGAGAGACGAAAACAGAGGGAGCACCGACUGGAGGACCUGCACGGAGCCAUGUACACUUGAUGAAAGUGGACUGAAGGUGUUCCCCUCCCUGCAUGCUUCAAUACCACCAAGCUGCAUUCAUACUUCUGUAGAGACACCAGUUCUACAAAGAUAGAAUCCUGUUUGAUGUACUGAGAGCGUUUUAUUACCUACUAUAUUUAGUUGACAAAAAAACAGAAACCUCUUGGCAGAAUCCCCACAACAGCCACCAACCUCACUGGAUGCUGCAUUUUGUUAAAGUUAAGUUUUAUUAAAUUAUUUCAAAUUUCACCCAAAUCUGUUUAUAAUACUUUAGGUCAAUUUUAUCGAUAUGAGCACCUUGGAACGUUGUGGUGACUCCAGCUAGACUAACAGUGGGCAGUGGGAACAUGAUAAUGAAACAUUUGAGAUGCUCUUUGUUUGAACUCGCUUGAUGUUUUCAAAUGGAGCCGAUUGCAGCACUGAACACUCUGACUCUUCAUUCCUUUUUUUAUUUAAAUUUACAAACGUCUAAUGUGCAUAGAAGCUAUCAAGUCAAUGAGAAAUGUUUAGGAAGAUGAAACGAUCAGUGACUAUUUGUUAAAUAUAAAACAAUAAUGUUUAAACUUUGAAAACCUCUUUUUUUACAGCUGUAUUUGUUUUGGAAAUAAAUCUGGACAUAUGCUGAAAAGGAAAAA
Messenger RNA from Girardinichthys multiradiatus, 1235 nucleotides. It is a transcript of the gene rnf181, whose product is annotated as ring finger protein 181. Gene Ontology annotation, cellular component: cytoplasm. Gene Ontology annotation, biological process: protein ubiquitination. The transcript has 6 exons. The record is from RefSeq and is a predicted model, not a curated record. Lineage: Eukaryota; Metazoa; Chordata; Actinopteri; Cyprinodontiformes; Goodeidae. Bases 127 to 600 code for a protein of 157 amino acids. Gene Ontology annotation, molecular function: ubiquitin protein ligase activity.